ACUUAGUAAUUUAGAGGGCAACAUACAUUUUUGGGGGCGAAUAAUGAUAUUAAAAAGAAGCCUGUUUAAUUAGCACCCUAUUAUUUUCUGUUUGCCAGAGCUUUGUUUCACUUCGGUGGACAACGAUUUUGUAGAAAUUAUUUUUGAAGCGUGAUUUGUAUCUUCAGUGAUAUAUUUUUAUUUUGCUGUUUCUUUAAACUAACUUUAAGUUUAAAUGACGCAAAAUAUUCACAACAUCAUAACAUAACAUUUGACACAACACAUAGGUAACAUUUGACAAACAAACAUAAUAACAUUUGAGCAUAAUUUUAAUGUCGGUAUCUACAUUAUCUAAGUAGGUACAGUCAACUUCAGGUCAGUGGUAACAGUUUUAUAGGAAAAUCGUACUUAUUACUAUUGAGUUAAGGUGCAUGACAGUUACCACUGAUGUGCAGUCUACUGUACCACUAGGUAUGCAGUACGAAAAUAAUAGCAGUGUUUAAUUAAAAAACCUUACAAACAACAUGCAUCACUCGGUGAAUAGAUUGUGCAUUUAUGUUUUAUGUCUUUUUUAAUAAUUGUAAUGUUGAUUUACAAACUAAACAUUAUCCUGAACGAGGAAGAUUCUAAGGAAACAACAUUUAUUUACUGGCCGAGAGUCGACAAUCAAAUAUCUUGCUACAAAAAGUAUCAAUCCGAAAAGCAUAAAACAUCAGCACAGUUCAUACAAAAACAAUACGUAUUACGGUGAUAAUAAUGAUUAAUUUGGUACAAAUAUAAUGUUAUUAUGUAUAUUAUUGACUUAGUUUUAAUGUGUAAAUAUCUUCCAAAGUAAAUUGUUUUUAUUGGGGCAAAUUGAGUAUUAUCAGCUAACGACGACUAACGACCCGCUCCGGCUUCGCACGGGAUAACAGUAUUUCCCCACUAUUUAAUGUUUGUUAUUAUACAUAUAACCCUUCCUCUUUAAUCACUCUAUCUAUUAAAAAAAACGCAUGAAAAUCGGUUGCGUAGUUUUGAAGAUUUAAUCGUACAAAGAGACAUAGGGACAGAAAAAGCGACUUUGUUUUAUACUAUGUGAUGACAGUGAUGAUGUUGAAUCUAGAUAGAACAUAUUUUACAUCCUCUUCGUUUUGUGCUAUUUCUAUCUUUUGACCAACAUAUGUAUGAAGAUACAAAGUAGUUAUUGCUUUUUAUUUAUGGUGUUAUUUAUUUUUAGUUUUAGGUUUUCAUUGUAAAUAUUUUCUGAUUUUUUUUGUUAUACGUUUUAUUAUUUGCCACAAUAUUUUGGUUUUGGUUUUAGAUUUUUCCAUUGAUGAUUCCAUGUAUUCUGAGAUGUCCAAAUAAAAUCAAUAAAAGAUACAUUAAGGUAUUAUUAAGAUGUGAAGUUACGAUUCAAUUAUCCUGUAAAAUUAAUUAAAUAAGAUAUUGAAUGACAAAUAAUAAAAUUAUACAUUGUUCUCGCUGUGUUUUUGUUUAAAUCCAACUCCGGACCGCUAAUUGUUGUUGUUGUACCCCGGAUAUUCAAUAAACACAACGAAUUGAAUUACGGAUCAUCUGAACAAUAUUUGUGUUUAUGGAACAAGAUAUAUUAAUAACACGUCAAUCUUAAAAAAAACACUUGAGUGCAGUAUUUGUUUUGUAACUGUACAUCACACCCAAUUUUAAAAUAACCGCUCGUAUUAACUGUAGUUGAAAAUAAAAUGGCCAGAACUUUUAUGUCCAGGCUUUGGCUUUAUUUGACUGCUGCAGCCGUAUUCAUACUAAUACUAAUAAUCAUUAAAGGUAUCAUCUAUUCUAUCAUUGAAGACUCGUUGCCGUCCGCAGUAGACCCGAGCUUUGUUCCGGGUGCAAAGUCAAUAUUCUUCCACGACACAUCUUGCCGAGGCGGCCUGACUAUACGUCAAGCGUGUUCGGUAGAAGCAGCGGCCAGAGCACACCCUGAGCACAUUAUCUACGUGCUGUUCAGCUGUCCAGUCACCAACUACGCGCAGAAGACGACCUGCCUCGCGAAGCUCCUCGAAUUCCCCAAUGUGAAGUUUCUGAGAGUCGACAUUACUGAAUUUUCCAAAGGAACAGCCGUGCAGUCUAUAGUACUCAACGAUAUAAAACUUGGUCUAUACCCAAAACAGCAUGCAGCCGACAUACUGAGAAUGUUGACUCUCAACAAAUGGGGUGGCAUAUAUCUGGACACAGACAUGAUUGUGACGAGAUCUUUAGAGCAUUUUCCGAAGAAUUUUGUCGCUAAAGAAAAUCUAAAUGACGUCGCUUCGGGCAUCCUGUCUUUUGCGAAAGACGGAAUUGGUGCCAACAUAACUAAUAAAAUUCUCAAAAUCAUGGGCCAAGACUAUAACCCAACGGGUUGGUCAACUUUUGGUCCAGCAGCCAUAGACAAGGUGCUGAAAAUGUCCUGCCCUCAGCUGAUUCACUCGGCCAACUACCAGACAGCCCCCAUGAGUAACUGUCAUGGCAUUACAGUAUUCACCUCCGAGUUGUUCUAUCCAUAUUACUACACGGAGAUCGAAGAUAUAUUUAGUGCUCCAACAGAAGAUUUCCACUUGGAAGGACCUUACGCUUACCAUAUGUGGGACUUCGCGUCGCAUAACAUUGCUAUUCACAAGGACACGGUGUACGAAAUUGUUGCUGGCGCCUUCUGCCCUACGAUCCAUGACACGUACAGAGAUGAAUUUUGUGUAGUAGUUUGAGCAGUAGAUUUAGUGGUUUGGAAUAUACAUAUUAUUUUCUGUUUGCCAGAGCUUUGUUUCACUUCGGUGGACAACGAUUUUGUAGAAAUUAUUUUUGAAGCGUGAUUUGUAUCUUCAGUGAUAUAUUUUUAUUUUGCUGUUUCUUUAAACUAACUUAAAGUUUAAAUGACGCAAAAUAUUCACAACAUCAUAACAUAACAUUUGACAAAACACAUAACAUUUGACAAACAAACAUAUAACAUUUGAGCGUAAUAUUAAUGAAGGUAUCUAAUUACAUUACCUAAGAAGGUACUACUAGGUAUGCAGUGGGAAAAUAAUAAAUAUUGUGCAUUUACGUUUUAUGUGUUUUUAAACGGUUUAUUUAGCUCA
Messenger RNA from Helicoverpa zea (corn earworm), 3050 nucleotides. RefSeq names its product lactosylceramide 4-alpha-galactosyltransferase-like. Bases 1680 to 2681 code for a protein of 333 amino acids. Gene Ontology annotation, biological process: glycosphingolipid biosynthetic process. Lineage: Eukaryota; Metazoa; Arthropoda; Insecta; Lepidoptera; Noctuidae. The record is from RefSeq and is a predicted model, not a curated record. The transcript is spliced from 3 exons. Gene Ontology annotation, molecular function: hexosyltransferase activity.